Symbiodinium natans is the source of this 2403-nucleotide messenger RNA. Lineage: Eukaryota; Dinophyceae; Suessiales; Symbiodiniaceae. The record is from the annotation of a GenBank genome assembly.
AUGAGAGUCGCGUCUUGCGCUGCCUACCGCUGCCUGCAGAGGCUACAUGCAUCUGCCGAGGUCAACAUGGCGACAGCCAAGGAGAAGUUCCGGUUAGUGUGUUUCAACGAAGUGUUGUUCGACUUUUCCGCCGAAGAGUUCUCGGCGGAUGAAUACGACGUCGAUGGUUCUGGCGCGGUUGGCUGGUAUGAGUUUGUGACGGUCUGGCGAAAAGUCGACGUCUCCGUGAAACUCUCACUUCCUGAGCGAGUUUUUGUGUUAAUGGAAGAACCCACAUCGUCCUUCGUGGGUGUCAUGGCGAGCUGCCUGCCUGUUGAAGAUCGGCCAGGCAAGCUCAUAGCAUUCAGGCGCGACGAGCGAGAGGUAGUUUCCCAGUCCCCUGUGGUUGAGGGAAGCUGCCUAGCUCAGCUUAUCGGCAUUUGUGUUGAGAACCGGGUUGGUCGGUAUGUAGGUUUCAUGAUUGCGACCCUCCCGGAGAUGAAAGAACAUACAUGCGACGGGUGCGAGCCGGAGCAGAGGUACAUCGUGAGGGUGUGCUCUGCCCCCUUUACCAGAACUGAACUGUUACAUUACGAGCAGUUCUUGGAGCACGUCACCGACAACCAGGUGAACUAUACUCCAUCUCGCUUUGUCCGUCUGAUGCUCUUUGUCAUACAGCCCAUGAACCUCAUCGACCUUUUUGUAAUCAUACCCUUCGUUGUUGAGUCUUCGUUGUACAUCACGACGGCAAAUUUCACCGUCUUGCGCGUGCUGCGCCUGACGCGAUUAUUUCGCCUGGUGAAGCUGGGCAAGUCCUUCGAGGUGCUACAGAUCAUUGGCAGAGUCUUUCACAAGUCCAUCGCCAUGUUCUGGGUUUUUGCUGUGAACUUGUCUCUGGCCAUGUGCUUCUCUGCUGCGACGAUCUACUUUGUGGAGGGUGGCGAGUGGGAUGACGAUGAGAAAACCUAUUUGCGAACUGGCCAUGAUGGUAAAAAGUCUGAAACGCCCUUCCUCAGCAUUCCGCACUCAUUCUGGUGGGUUUUCGUCACAUUCACCACAGUUGGUCAGUGGCUCAGUCGCUGCUUCGUUGCUCGAGGAUACGGCGAUGUCGUCCCGGAGACCUUCUUAGGGAAGCUGAUUGGGGCAAGUAGCAUGCUUGUUGGCAUCUUCGUUCUUGCAUUGCCCAUCAGCGUCAUCUCGACGACAUUUGGGGAAGUUUGGCACGAAUGGAAGGAAGAACUUCGGCUAGAAGCCCAGUCACGCGAGGAGGAUCUGAGGAGCGUGGAGCUGGCUCUGCAGAUCAUCGAGAACCGCACUCACCUCACCAUCGAGCUCUAUGACCACUCCGAUCGCUAUCCUCCCGAGUUUCUGGGCCAAGUGCAAUACCGCACUCUUCCCCUUGACGUGCAGGAAACGGUCGAGUGUUCCGAUGAGUCGUUUCAGCUCAAGUCGAGCUUCGGCCUGCAAAGAGAGCUGUCCCUUGGGGAAGUCGUCCUGGGAUACACCUGGAAGCCUUCGGAGGAACAGGACAUGUACAGAUAUUCUGGUACCCUCGAGGUCCGCAUGCGUCGCGCUCAAGGACUUCUGCCUAGCGACUGGAAGAAGCACGGGAAACGAAAUGUGUAUGCAUUGGUUCGCUGCUGGCCCAAACCGCCGGAGUCACAAAGGCUCGGACAAAGUUUCGAUGUGACGUUCUACACGCGGAUCGUGGAUGCCACCCUCGAUCCAGUUUGGGAUGAGACCUUCGAGUUUGAGUUUGACUGGCCGUGUGACUGGAGACCUCAGAAGGAGCCGUCGCCGCCGCGCUUGAGUACGCGCUUUCAGCAGGAUUCGCCGAUGACCCUGAGGAGGGACCCAGCAACAUGCACCAGGCGCUGGCAGUUCGAGUGGGAAGCAUGGAACGGCAUGAAAUGGCAUGUCCAGCGAGCCAACACAAUUGCUGAGGUCUCGAUUCUCCGAGAGGAGACUCAGGACCUGAACGAGGUGCCGACACUGCGCCCAGACAAUGACAUGCGAGAGAUAGUGGAGGCCCAGGCAGCAGAGCUACGGCAGUUGCGACACGAGGCACCCUGCGUCAGCUUGAGACGGGUGUGCAUCAACCAUGGAGUUUCGACGACAGCAAGUGCCACCAUAAUUCUGCCACCGCGCUUUCAGGUUGGGACUUUGUCGCGAACGAUGGGGGACCUCCUUCCGCUUCUGCAAAGCCUGGCUGCCUUGCCAGAUGCCGGAAGAAGCAUCCCAGCCAGUGUCGAGGCCAGGAUCGAGACCGGGAUCGAGACCAGCGUCAGCGGGAAGAUCUGCAUCCAGGUCAGGAUCCGUGUGCGCCAGUCCGCCACCAGUGGCCUUCUUUACACAUCCGUCCACUCCUAUGGUCGCACCUCCGAUCAUGCACGGCGGCGGGCAGACUGCUGGGCCUGCGACUGA